CAGAUGUCUCAUAACAAUUCUUAACCUGGAAUAUAUUAUUUGGUAACAUGUUUUUAAGAUUCAUAAGAAGGAGGAGCAAAAAAUUUGUAUUGUUAUACGUAAAUUGUAUUAAGUAUUAAAAUAUAGAAACAUUUUAGAAAUUGUAUGGGCAUGGAUUAUUUUGAUUUCUGGUUCAAUUGUAUUAUUUAGGAGAUAUUAAAAACAUAAAGAAUUCACACGAUAUAAUCGUAAAUAGAUUAUUGUUUCAAUUAUGGUCAUUAAUAUGUGUGGUAUAUAAUAUUUUAUUAGUUUGCAGCAUAUUUGGCUUAUCAAUGGUCUUAUGAGAGUGCACUCUUAUAUUUUCCAGAAUACUAUUUCUAAUAUAUAUUUUUUUGUUACACUAUUUAUUACUUUGGCAGAAAAUCAAUUAUAUUAGGAAUGCUUAAUAUGAGAAUGGACGUUUCUUAUUAAGAUAUUGAUCCAAUAAUUUAACUAAAAUUAUCAAAGUUAUUCUGCAUUGGAUUAUGUUCCUUUUUUACUAUUAUAUUCAUUAUGAAUUAUAUACAAUACUUCUUUGUUAUUAAUUCUAAUCAAGAUCAUAAGUAUGAUCUAUGUUCUGGUAGAUCAAUUUAAUUUAUUUUAGCCAGCUUUUUCAAUAUAGUCACUACAGUGGGAUUCUUUAUGCAAGGUCUAUUCAUAUUAUAGGUUAAGUAAUUAUCUAGGUAAGUAUCUAAAAACUUGAGUGCAUAGAAAUUAGAUGCUCCUAUGAUGAAAUUAAAGGAAUAAAUUUAAAAUAAUCAAUCAUCUUUAUGGAUGUUGGUUAUCUUUUGUUUUUUUGGAUCUUUUGUUAAUUUUAUGCAAAAUGUUUAUUUUGUUUCAAUGCUUGCAAAGUACAAACCAGAUAAUUUCUCAUGUUGGUAUGUUAAAGUAAAAAAUUAUAUAUUUAAAGUUACCAAAUCAAAUAUGGACAAAUGGUAUAAAUGCAUUAAUAGGAACAACAAUCAAGUUAUUUGAUUUUUUUUUACCAUAUUUUUUAACAGUAAAAAUCUUUUGGUAUAAUCCAAAAAAGAAUGAAUAAAAAUAAUUUGUAAUUAAUUUAUAUAAAAAUGUAGGAAACUGCUAAUACAGAAUAAAAUGAAGUUGAAGUAUACGAAUUGUAAUUGCCAAAUAAUUAAUCUUAAUAAACUUCAUCAUAACACAUUUAAGAGGAAUAGUGA
Molecule: messenger RNA, 1196 nt
Organism: Paramecium sonneborni
Lineage: Eukaryota; Ciliophora; Oligohymenophorea; Peniculida; Parameciidae
Source: the annotation of a GenBank genome assembly